AUGUCUGCCAAGAGCUACGACAACGCUGCCUUCGAGGCCGAGAAGGCCGCCAUCACCUCCUACGAGGAGAACUGGGACUCCUGGGACGGCCCCAUCUGGGACUGGCGCUCCACCAACAAGCCCGAGGUCGCCAACAAGGCCGUUGAGACCUUGAAGCGCCCCACCCUCGUCCGCAACACCACCUCCUGCUCCUCCAUCAGGACCAUCUCGUCCGAGACCUCCGAGUGGCACGCUUCUGCCACUCCUGCCUGCACCAAGUGCGGCCACGGCAACGCCACCGUCCACAUCUAA
Molecule: messenger RNA, 291 nt
Organism: Lasiodiplodia theobromae
Lineage: Eukaryota; Fungi; Ascomycota; Dothideomycetes; Botryosphaeriales; Botryosphaeriaceae
Exons: 1
Coding region: 1-291 (96 amino acids)
Source: RefSeq, a predicted model, not a curated record